AUGAGUGCAAACGACGACGACGAUGAUAAAAAUCCAAUUGAACAAUUUGAUGAAGAUGAUGAAGAGAUGAAAAAAAGAAGAAAAACAUUAACACGAAAAAUUGAUUGUCGAAUUUUACCAAUGAUCUGUAUCAUUUAUUUAGUAUCAUAUUUAGUUCGAUCAAAUAUAGCUAAUGCUAAAUUAGCUGGCCUUGAAGCAGAUCUUAAAAUAACUGCAAAUGAAUAUCUUUGGUCAUUAUCUAUUUUCUUCGUUGGAUACACUCUCUUUGAAGUUCCAUCCAAUAUUGUUCUUCGACGAUGGAGACCAUCAAGAUGGUUAGCUGUAAUUCAUAUGGCUUUAGGUAUUGUUUCAAUGUGUAUGGGUGCUGUUCAAAAUGCUGCUGGUCUUCUCGCAUGUCGUUUUUUCUUGGGUGUCAUUGAAGCUGGUUUAUUUCCUGGUAUUGUUUAUUAUUUAUCCAUAUGGUAUCCAAGAAAACAGCAAGCUGUUCGUGUUGGUUUAUUUUGGUCAAUAUCUGCACUUUCAGGUGCAUUUAGCGGUAUUCUUGCUUAUGGUAUAAGUCAAAUUGGUUCAUCAAGCAUGGGUAAAUGGCGAUUGAUCUUCAUUAUUGAAGGUGCUCCAAAUAUUAUUGUCGCUAUAUUGUGUUGGUUUUUGUUACCUGAUUCUCCUGAAAAAGCAAAGUUUUUGAAUGAUGAAGAACGUCAACUUAAGAUAGAUUCUCUUGCUGAAGAUGCUGGUCCAACAAAGGAAGAAAAAUUUUCUUGGUCACAAGUAUUUUCUGUAUUUAAAGAUUGGAAAGCGUAUUUUUAUGCAAUUAUUUAUAUUACUGGACUCAUUGCUUUGCAAGGUAUAACUCUUUCAUUACCAGUAAUUAUUAAAGAGUUUGGAACGUGGACAACUCUUCAAACUCAAUUGAUGACUAUUCCACCCAAUAUGGCAGCAUUUUUUGUUAUUCUAAUUGUUUCACGUAGUUCAGAUUAUUUCAUGGAACGAUCGCUUCAUACUACUUUUGUAAAUCUUUUUGCAAUAUGUGGUUUUCUAAUGCUUAUAUUUGUUGAUGAGAAACAAGUCGGUGUUUUAUAUGCAGGUAUUAUUUUAGCUGCUAUUGGUGUUUAUUCUAGUGUUAGCGUACGAACUGCUUGGUAUAACAAUAAUUUUGCUUCAUUGACUCGACGUGCUACUGCCUCGGCAAUGAUCGUUUCGAUAGGUGUAUCUGGUGGAAUUGUAUCUGGUCAAAUAUACAGUGAUAAACAAAAACCACGAUAUAUUAUUGGUCAUACAAUUUCAUUAGUUUGUAUGACAGUACAGACAAUACUGGUAAUUAUACUUCGAUGUGUAUUAAUGAUAAUAAAUAAACGUCGGAAACAAAUGUCUGAUGAACAAAUUCAACAAGAAGUCGACAAAUAUGGCGGAGAAGAAUCAGUUGGUGAUCGUCAUCCUAAGUUUCAAUAUACUUUGUAA
Adineta steineri is the source of this 1458-nucleotide messenger RNA. Lineage: Eukaryota; Metazoa; Rotifera; Eurotatoria; Adinetida; Adinetidae. The record is from the annotation of a GenBank genome assembly.